Strongylus vulgaris is the source of this 750-nucleotide messenger RNA. The record is from the annotation of a GenBank genome assembly. NCBI's taxonomy places the organism in Eukaryota, Metazoa, Nematoda, Chromadorea, Rhabditida, Strongylidae.
GAAGCAGCGCGUAAGGCAGAAGAAGAGAGGAAAGCUAAAGAAGCAAAGGAACAAGCCCAGGAAGAGGCUGAUCGCCAAAUACGUCAAGAACACCUUCGAUCACUUUUGGAUCGCGAAAAGGCCAGAUUAAGGGCUCUUCAGGAGAAGGAAGCGGCGCAGCGUCGCCUUUUAAUGGAGAAGCAGGAGCUAGAAAACAAAAUGCGUGAACUCCAAGAACGAGCUGCUAUGCAGGAAAGGCCUCCAGCAGUAAUAGGCCAAUUUUUUCCAAGGAACGGCCCCAGCCCUUAUGUGAGUCUUCCAGAACCACAGUUGGUCAGUCCGCAGUUGAGACCCAGUUCUAGUAGUUUUCAUAAUCCACCACAGGAAUCAUUUCGACAACCUCUGCUUGGGCGUGCUCCAUCAAUUAUGCAAAAUGAGCCUAACUGCCCUAAUCCUCCGCUGGUGCCUUUUGUCGCUGGGUCUACAAUGGCUCGAGAUACUCGCGAAAACGAUGGACCAAAGCCGCUUUUUCCAAAAUUUAUUCCUGUUUCCGAGCAAAUGCCGAUUUACAAGGGAUUGGAAGACUCACAAAAAGCUCCUCGACUGAAGAAGAAGUCGGCAUCUGCAGAAACAUGUGUGAUUGCUCGUCCAUCGCUUUGUGAAAGGAAGGUUGAUCCGUACUUAUCAAAUGCGAAAAUUAUUCAAAGCAGAGAUCAACUCGUGGAUUUCAGUGAGUGCAUUUUGGUCCCUCUUUCCUUAUUGCACGCUUAA